AUGGCGGACGCGGCUGCGAGACAGCUGCAAUAUGAAUAUAAAGCGAACUCCAAUCUUGUACUACAAGCUGAUGUUCGUCUAAUAGAGAGACGAGGACGGGAUGAGGCAACCGGGGAGGUGCUGUCCCUGUCCGGAAAGCUGGGUGGCACUCGUAUGGGUGAUAGGGCACAACGGACAAAGCCAGAUAAAGCGGAGGAGAGAAAAGCAAAGCGUCAGAAACGCGACGAGGCGUCUUACGAGCUCUCCAAGUCGAAGAGCGCUCGCGCCGCCUGGGCGGAUGACACACCCGGAGUGCUGUACAGGCCUAGGGCCCAGCACACUAGGCAUGCGUACGAAUUGAUGCUCUCCUUCAUGCAGAGCGCUCUUGGUGACCAGCCGAGGGACGUGCUAUGCGGUGCCUGUGACGAGGUGCUUGUUGUGCUCAAGAACGACAAACUCAAAGACCCAGAGAAGAAGAAGGAGAUUGAGCUCCUCCUCGGGCCCAUAGCAGACGAGAGGUUCGCCCUGCUGGUGAACCUGGGCAAGAAGAUAACAGACUUCAACAUCAGCACAUCGGCCGAGGGUAGCACAGAAAUCGACGAGACAUACGGCAUCAACGUGCAGUUCGAAGAGUCCUCUGAGGAGGACGAUGAAGAUGCUUAUGGAGAGGUCAGAGAUGAAGAUAAAGAAGAUGGCGAGGGUUCAGAAAAUGAACAAGACAAAGAGAGCAGCGCAGAAGAUGACAGUGAUGGAGAAGGAAAGAAGAAUGCAAUACACGCCAAUCUCACCGAAGAGCAGACGCAGAAGCGUCGAGACGCGACUCUUCACCCCAUGGACAUAGACGCCUACUGGCUACAGCGACGCCUCUCAAGGCACUUUUCUGACGCCAUGUUGUCACAAGCCAAAUCCAGCGAGGUGCUAAAAGCCCUCGCGGAGGCCGCCGACGACAGGGACCUGGAGAACAGGCUGGUGCUGCUUCUCGGUUACGACUGCUUCGAGUUUGUCAAAGUCCUCAACAAAUACAGAUACACAAUAUUGUACUGCACAAAGCUGGCCUCAUCACAGUCAGAGAGCGAGAGGGCUGCCAUUCGAGAGGAGAUGUCGAAGCAGCCGCAUCUGCAGAAGAUCUUGGCGCAGUUGGAGACAGGGAAAGGGGAUGAAGAGAUGGCGCAGCAGUCUGAGGUGCCCAGGAAAAGGCAGAAGACGGAAGCCGAGAGUACAGAAGGCGCCGGCCAGGUGACUGGCUCUCGAAAGGUGCUGGCCCUGGAUGAACUGGUCUUUGCAGCUGGCUCCCACUUUAUGGCAAACAAAAGGUGCCAGUUGCCACCAGGGUCCUUCAGGAAACAGCGGAAAGGCUAUGAGGAGGUGCAUGUGCCAGCUCUGAAACCGAAACCAUUCGAGGAGGACGAGACCCUGGUGCCAAUCGAGAAGCUGCCCAAGUAUGUGCAGCCAGCCUUCGAGGGCUUCAAGACGCUGAACAGAAUACAGAGCCGGAUCUCGAAGGCGGCGCUGGAGACCGACGAGAACCUGCUGGUGUGCGCGCCCACCGGCGCCGGGAAGACCAACGUGGCGCUGCUCUGCGCGCUCAGGGAGGUCGGCAAGCACGUGAACGACGACGGAACGGUGAACGUGGGCGACUUCAAGGUCAUAUACGUGGCGCCGAUGCGCUCGCUCGUGCAGGAGAUGGUUGGCAACUUCAGCAAGCGCUUGGCAGCAUACAACAUGAAGGUCUCUGAGUUGACAGGCGACCACCAGCUGACCAGGGAGCAGAUUGACGCCACACAGCUGAUAGUCUGCACCCCGGAGAAGUGGGACAUCAUCACUAGAAAAGGAGGCGAGCGCUCGUUCACCAACCUGGUGCGGCUGAUCAUCAUCGACGAGGUGCACCUGCUGCACGACGAGCGGGGGCCCGUGCUCGAGGCGCUCGUGGCGCGCACGCUGCGCACGGUCGAGCACACGCGCGAGGAGGUGCGACUCGUCGGUUUAUCGGCUACCCUGCCGAACUACUCGGACGUCGCUGCCUUCCUCAGGGUCCGACCCGAGAAGGGACUCUUCUACUUUGACAACUCGUUCAGGCCCGUGGCACUAGAGCAGCAGUACAUUGGCGUCACGGAGAAGAAGGCUCUGAAGAGGUUCCAAGUCAUGAACGACAUCGUCUACGAGAAGACGAUGGAGCACGCGGGAAGAAACCAGAUCCUGGUGUUCGUGCACUCGCGCAAGGAGACUGGGAAGACGGCGCGCGCGAUCAGGGACAUGUGCCUGGAGAAGGACACCCUCGGCCAGUUCCUCAGGGAGGGCUCGGCCAGCGUGGAAGUUCUGAGGACGGAGGCGGAGCAGGUGAAGAACCCGGAACUGCGUGAGCUGCUGCCGUACGGCUUCGCGAUCCAUCACGCCGGCAUGAGCAGGGUGGACAGGACCCUGGUCGAGGACCUGUUCGCCGAUAGGCACAUACAGGUGCUGGUGUCAACGGCAACCCUCGCGUGGGGCGUGAACCUACCCGCGCACACGGUGGUGGUGAAGGGCACGCAGGUCUAUUCGCCGGACAAGGGCAGGUGGAGCGAGCUGGGCGCCCUGGACGUGCUCCAGAUGCUCGGCAGGGCGGGCAGACCGCAGUACGACACCAAGGGAGAAGGCAUCCUCAUCACGAACCACUCGGAGCUGCAGUACUACCUCUCGCUGCUGAACCAGCAGCUGCCCAUAGAGUCGCAGAUGGUCAGCAAGCUGCCCGAUAUGCUCAACGCCGAGAUCGUCCUUGGCUCUGUGCAGAGUGUCAGGGACGCUGUCACUUGGCUGGGCUACACGUACCUGUACGUGCGGAUGCUGCGAGCGCCCUCCCUCUACGGCAUCACGCCGGAGAAGAUGCAGGAGGACGCGCUGCUGGAGUCGCACCGCGCCGACCUGGUGCACACGGCCGCCUGCCUGCUGGACAAGGCCGGACUGAUAAAGUACGAGCGCAAAUCGGGCCACCUGCAGCCCACCGAGCUGGGCCGCAUCGCGUCCCACUACUACUGCACGUACGAGACGAUGCAGUCGUACAACCAGCUGCUGAAGCCGACCCUCGGCGAGAUCGAGCUGUUCCGCGUGUUCUCGCUCUCCGCCGAGUUCAGGAACAUCGCGGUCAGGGACGAGGAGAAGCUCGAGCUGCACAAGCUGAUGGAGAGGGUGCCCAUACCGAUCAAGGAGAGCAUAGAGGAGCCGUCAGCGAAGAUCAACGUCCUGCUGCAGGCGUACAUAUCGCAGCUGAAGCUGGAGGGGUUCGCUCUGAUGGCGGACAUGGUCUACGUCACGCAGUCAGCGUGCAGGCUGCUGAGGGCGAUAUUCGAGAUUGUUCUGCACAGAGGUUGGGCGCAGCUGGUGGACAAAACCCUGGCGCUCUGCAAGAUGGUGGACCGGCGCAUGUGGCAGUCGAUGUCGCCCCUCCGCCAGUUCAGGAAGAUGCCCGAAGAGGUGGUCAAGAAGCUGGAGAAGAAGAACUUCCCGUGGGAGAAGCUCUACGAGCUGGGCCCCAACGAGAUAGGCGAGCUGGUGCGCGCCCCGAAGCUGGGCAAGAUGAUCCACAAGUACGUGCACCAGUUCCCGAGGCUCGAGCUGGCCACGCACAUCCAGCCCAUCACCAGGUCGACCCUGAGGGUGGAGCUCACCAUCACACCCGACUUCCAGUGGGACGAGAAGAUCCACGGGCAGUCGGAGGCGUUCUGGGUGCUGGUGGAGGACGUGGACUCCGAGGUGGUGCUGCACCACGAGUACUUCCUGCUGAAGCAGAAGUACUGCCGCGACGAGCACCACGUCAAGCUGUUCGUGCCGGUCUUCGAGCCGCUGCCGCCCCAGUACUUCCUGAGGGUCGUCUCCGACAGGUGGAUAGCCGCCGAGACCCAGUUGCCGGUCUCCUUCCGCCACCUGAUCCUUCCGGAGAAGAACCUGCCUCCCACGGAGCUCCUGGACCUCCAGCCGCUGCCCGUGUCCGCACUACGGAACCUCAAAUACGAGGCGCUCUACAACGAGACCUUCCCGCAGUUCAACCCGGUGCAGACCCAGGUGUUCAACGCGGUGUACAACUCGGACGACAACGUGUUCGUGGGCGCCCCCUCCGGCUCGGGCAAGUCCGUGAUCGGCGAGCUGGCGCUGCUGCGGCUGCUGUCGAGCAACGCGAGCGGCCGGGCGGUCUACCUGCUGCCGAAGGACGCGCUGGCGGACAUCGUCUUCGCCGACUGGUACCACAAGUUCGGCGCCAAGUUCAACCUGAAGGUGGUACAGUUAACUGGUGAAACAGCCACCGACCACAAGCUUCUGAACAAAGGCCAAAUCAUAAUAAGCACAGCUGAGAAGUGGGAUGUACUGUCUAGAAGGUGGAAGGUGCGGAAGAGCGUCCAGAACGUAUCACUGCUGGUGGUGGACGCUCUGCAGUUGCUCGGCGGCGAGGAGGGACCAGUCCUGGAGGUCGUCUGCUCCAGGAUGCGCUACAUAUCCUCGCAGAUAGGAAAACCCAUCCGCAUAGUGGCGCUCUCCCUGCCGCUGGCGGACGCGCGCGACGUCUCCCAGUGGCUGGGCUGCAACGCCAACGCCUGCUUCAACUUCCACCCGAGCGUGAGACCUCUGCCUCUGGAGCUGCACAUACAGGGCUUCAACAUCUCGCACGCCGCGUCGCGGCUCGCCGCGAUGACGAAGCCGAUCUACAGCGCGGUGUGCCGCUUCGCGGGCGGGCGGCCGUGCGCCGUGUUCGUGCCGUCGCGGCGGCACGCGCGCCUGCUCGCCGCGGACCUGCUGGCGCUCGCGGCCGCGGCGGGCCGCCCGGCCGGCUUCCUGCGCGCCAGGCCCGACCUGCUCGCGCCCUUCCUCGAGCGCGUGCGCGACAAGAUGCUGAAGGAGACGCUCGCCGCCGGCGUGGCGUACCUGCACGAGGGCGUUGAGCCUUCGGACAGGCGGCUGGUGCAGCAGCUGCUGGGCCUGGGCGUGGUGCAGCUGUGCGUGGUGGCGGCCGAGCUGGCGUGGGCGUUCGCCGCCCACGUGCACACCGUCAUCGUGGCCGACACGCACGUUUACAACGGCAAGCUGCACUCGUACGAGCAGUACCCGAUCACCACGGUGCUGCAGAUGCUGGGCCGCGCCUGCCGCCCGCUGGAGGACGAGCGCGCCGUCGCCGUGCUCAUGUGCGCCGCUCACCACAAGCCCUUCUUCGCCAAGCUGCUCAACGACUGCCUGCCGCUAGAGAGCCACUUGGACCACAGGCUGCACGACCACAUGAACGCUGAGAUAGUGACGAAGACCAUAGAGAACAAGCAGGACGCCGUGGACUACCUCACGUGGACGUUCCUCUACCGGCGGCUCACGCAGAACCCCAACUACUACAACCUGCAGGGGGUCACGCACAGGCACCUCUCCGACCACCUCUCCGAGCUGGUGGAGACCACGCUCUCGGAGCUGGAGCAGUCCAAGUGCAUCGCCAUCGAGGACGAGAUGGACGUGAGGCCGCUCAACCUUGGCAUGAUAGCUUCAUACUACUACAUCAACUACACGACGAUUGAGCUGUUCAGCCUGUCGCUCACCAGCAAGACCAAGAUCCGCGGUCUCCUGGAGAUCAUCUCUUCGGCGGCAGAAUACUCUGAUCUGUGCAUCAGGCACAAAGAGGAGAACAUCAUCAAGACCCUCGCCGCCAAGGUGCCCCACAAGCCGGCGGCGGGGCCCGGCGGGGGCGCCCCGCGCUACAACGACCCCCACGUGAAGGCGCACGUGCUGCUGCAGGCGCACCUCUCGCGGAUGCAGCUGCCCGCCGAGCUGCAGGCGGACACCGCCGUGGUGCUCACCAAGGCGAUCCGGCUGAUCCAGGCGUGCGUGGACGUGGUGUCGAGCAGCGGCUGGCUGUCGCCGGGCGUGGCGGCCAUGGAGCUCGCGCAGAUGGUCACGCAGGCCAUGUGGGCCAAGGACUCGUACCUGCGCCAGCUGCCCCACUUCACCAACGAGAUGGUGCAGCGCUGCGCCGAGAAGGGCGUGGAGACGGUGUUCGACGUGAUGGAGCUGGAGGACAACGCGCGUGCCAAGCUGCUGCAGCUGUCGCCGACCGAGAUGGCGGACGUGGCGCGUUUCUGCAACAGAUACCCCAACGUGGAGCUCACGUACGAGGUGAAGAACGAGAGGCGGCUGCGCGUGGGCAAGCCGAUAGUGGUCGAGGUGUCUCUGGAGAGGGAGGACGAUAUCGUGGGACCGGUCAUAGCGCCCUACUUCCCACAGAAGCGCGAGGAGGGCUGGUGGGUGGUGGUCGGCGAGCCGAAGAGCAACAGCCUGCUCUCGAUCAAGCGCGUCUCGCUAGCGCGCGCCGCCCGGCUGCGGCUGGACUUUGUUUGCGGCGCGGCGGGCCGGCACGCGUACACCCUCUACUUCAUGUCCGACUCGUAUCUGGGGGCCGACCAGGAGUACAAGUUCACGGUGGACGUGGCCGAUGCGCCGGCCAGCGACUCGAGCGGCUCCGAG
This is a messenger RNA of Iphiclides podalirius (scarce swallowtail), 6444 nucleotides long. NCBI's taxonomy places the organism in Eukaryota, Metazoa, Arthropoda, Insecta, Lepidoptera, Papilionidae. The record is from the annotation of a GenBank genome assembly.